AGCAACCAUGGCAAAGCGUGUUGCAGUUAUUCUAUCAGGCUGUGGAGUCUACGACGGCACAGAGAUCCACGAGGCCUCGGCUGUCCUGGUCCAUCUGAGUCGUGCUGGAGCAAAAGUGCAGAUGUUUGCUCCAGAUGCAGCUCAGAUGCAUGUUGUAAAUCACUGUGAGGGGAAACCUACUGAGGAGAAGAGGAACAUCCUGCAGGAGAGCGCCCGUAUCGCCAGGGGCGAGGUGACAGAUCUGGCUAAGCUGGAUGUCGCAGCGUUUGAUGCUGUCAUCAUACCAGGAGGCUUUGGUGUGGCUAAGAACCUGAGCGACUGGGCUGUGAAGAACAAAGACUGCAUCAUCCAGCCACAUCUGGAGAAGCUCAUCAAGGAUUUCCACAAAGCUGGGAAGCCUCUGGGCAUGUCCUGUAUCUCCCCUGUCCUCGCUGCAAAGCUGCUGCCUGGCUGUGAGCUCACCGUGGGGCAGGACAAAGAGUGUGAAAAGUGGCCACAUGCUCAGACAGCUGAAGUGCUGAAGGACAUGGGCUGCAAACACGUGAACAAAGACGUGAGUGAAGCUCACGUUGAUGUCAAAAACAAGCUGGUCACCACCUGUGCCUUCAUGUGCAACGCUCCAUUUCACAAAAUCUUUGAUGGAAUCGGCGUCAUGGUUCAAGAAACACUGAAACUGGCCUGAAAAGAUUAUUGGUGCUUAGUCAGUUCAAUAUAUUUUCUCUAGUAAAUCAUGAGAGUUCUCCAGGAACUGUACUUAAACAGCUGUAUCUCACCCUGACGGAUAUUUUCAAUAAACCUUUUCUGAAAAUGA
Messenger RNA from Fundulus heteroclitus (mummichog), 811 nucleotides. RefSeq lists its product as uncharacterized. The transcript is spliced from 4 exons. The record is from RefSeq and is a predicted model, not a curated record. NCBI's taxonomy places the organism in Eukaryota, Metazoa, Chordata, Actinopteri, Cyprinodontiformes, Fundulidae. The coding region runs from base 8 to 682 and encodes 224 amino acids.